UCGAUAGUUCCUACAAUUUUAUUUUGAAAUCUGGCACCGGAUAUGAAUAACGUUUACCGAAGCCAGUUUCACGCUACUGUCAUUGGUCAUUUGCCGGGAGUUCGGGGUAUAAAACGGAUGGAGAGUUUUUGUAGCGGGUUUAAGAUUGCGGGCCAUAUAUUGGGCAGUAGCUGAUGUCACUGAUGUGAGUUCAGGACGUGAGAGUACCACAAGAUGAGUUCUCAGCAGUACCCACGAGCAGGACUGCCCCCAGGGCUUGCACAAGGACAGGCACCUGGUGGAAACACUACUGUGGUCCAAGGCAAGCCAACCAACGCAGGCGGCCACGAAGAUGCUGGUCGUGACGGUGACCACGCUCCCAUCGCGGCCGCCCCACUUCGAGACGACAAGCAGGAGACUGUGGUAGUGAGGCCGUACCCCCAGGCCCACGCAGGGACGUCAGCCGCGCCCGCCCCCCUGGCCCAGCACCUCCCUGUGCAGCCAGCCACAGCGCCUGUCUCGGCCCCGGCUGUCUCUGCUGCCUCGGCUCACGUUCCCCAGGGCGUGCCCAUCGCCUUCACCGAGGGGCCUGCGAAGUCCGCUCUGAAGACCACCAUGCCUAGCCGUGUAAUUGCUCCUGCCCCAGUGUCGGCUCAGGGGCACCUCGCCGUGACCCACAAGGUGCCUGGCCACAUUACUGUGACCAUGGAGAGCACUAUUCCACAGGCAUCUGGGAUCCCCGUGGCAGCCAUCAGUGGCCAACAGGGUCAUACCGGAAACCUGCACCGCAUCAUGACCAACGUGCAGAUCAUUCGUAGCGGGAUCGGGUCCUCUGCUGCUCCUCCACACCCGUUCCCCACCCACUUACCCCGAGGUGCUGCAGCAGCCGCCGUGAUGUCCAGCUCCAAAGGACCGACUGUGCUGAGGCCGGCGUCCAAUCCGAAUAGUGGCGCAGGGCAUCCCACAGUGCAACACCUCAUCCACCAGCCUCUCCAGACGAGACCCAUAGUCACGACUUCCACGGCGGUGCUGUCUACAGUAGUGGCUCCAGUCACAGCAGCCAGGCCCCAGUCUCCUGUCAUUAGCACAGUGGCGGCUCAUACAGGAGACAUUGUCCAUGGGCGUUCUGCUCUAACCAUUCAUCAUUCCCCGGCAACCCUGAGUAUCCAGCGGCCUCCUCAAACACGAGACACGCCCACACGCAUCAACCUUCCUCCACAUCCAGCAAUUGGUGCUCAGAAGCCCCUCACACACACUAUGGCACAGAAACAGAUCUUUGGCGCCGUGUCACCCGUUGCUGCAGCAACCGUCGCCCCUAUUCUGGCCACUAACACUGCUCCAUCUCCCACAACAACAGUGGCGUCCCAUUCCAGCCUUGCUACUGCAGUGACACCUACCAACAUUCCUGUGGCCAAAGUGGUGCCCCAGAUUGCACACACCUCCCCCCGCAUCCAACCUGAGUUUCCUGGUGAGAGAGGAAACCUCAUCCCCAUUCCCCCCCACCGCUCGUCCCCUAACCCCGUCACCAUGGAGAACCGCAGUGACAACAGACAACCUCUUCCUGUGCAGUUUCAGUAUUUUCUACCGACCUACCAAUCAGCCCCUUACCCUCUCAACCAUACCUACACGCCCAUCACCAGCUCUGUCCCCACCAUACGACCUUAUCCAGUGACGGCCCAAGCCCCUAGUGCUGCCAUGCCGGCCCAGACCGGCGUGGGUGUGGCCUCCACUGUGCACCUGAACCCCAUGCAGCUGAUGACGGUGGACCGCAUCGCACAGAUCAACACUCAGAACAUCCAGCCUGCAGCUGUGGCUCAGGGGGUCCAGCCCACAGCCAUUGCGGCCCAGGGCCUGCACACCUCCACUGCCAUGACCUCGCAGAGCAUCCAGGCGGCAGCUGCCAGCCUUCAGCAAACCCCCUCUGAGGCCAAGGCUUCAGUGGUGCUGGCUGAUGGCUCCACCCUGGUGGCCAACUCCAUGAACAAUGCCUUCAGCGCCAGCCAGCCUGCUGCCACGGUAACACAGUCCCACCCACAGGGUGGCAGCUCUGGGGCGCCAGCGGUGGCAUCAUCCCCCCGUCCCAGCAUCCUGCGCAAGAAGCCCGCCAGUGAGGGUGCUGCUGUGAGGAAGAACCUGAUUGCGGCACAGCUCGGUGACUCCACCAGAAUGGAUGGAGGUUUGAGGAGCACUUCAGGAUCACCACGACCCGCAGGAGUGAAACCUAAAUCAGAUGUGCUUGUCGGCCUUGCUCCUCCGGUGAAUGCUACGGUGGAGCUUGUACCUGGCCAAACCUCUGAGAAACAGCAACAGAAUCCUGCCCCCCCUUCUUCUCAGGUCCCUGCCCAGCCUGUCUCCUCCCUGCUGACAUCGACCACGCCCCCAUCUCAGCCUGUUCCAGCUGCCAUGGCUGUCACACCACCUAUCCCUUCAAUGGCAAAUGUAGUAGCCCCGCCUUCCCACCCAGCAGCCAGCAGCACAGCAGCUUGUGGCAUUAGCUCCACCCUCCCAGAAAUUAAUGUCAAGCAGGAGGCAGAACCAAUGGACACCUCAAAACCAGUGGGGGCAGCACCACCUAGUGGCACCCCAGCUCUGGCAGUGCCCGGUGUAGACCUAGUCCCAGGGGCAUCACCUCGAAAGAAACCCCGUAAGCAGCAGCACGUAAUCUCCACAGAGGGAGGUGAAAUGAUGGAGGCCAACAGUAGCGACGAGGAGAAAGUCCUCACCAAACCUCCUGGCCAUCGGCCCGAGAAGCGCAAGUCUCCACCAAAGGAAUACAUCGAUGAGGAGGGAGUGAGAUACGUCCCGGUUCGUGUCCGGCCGCCAGUCACUCUGCUGCGACACUACCGUAACCCCUGGAAGGCAGCGUACCACCACUUUCAGAGAUACAGCGACGUCCGCGUUAAAGAGGAGAAGAAGGGCACAUUGCAAGAUGUAGCCAGUCAGAAGGGUGUGGUCGGACGAGCUCAAGGCUGGAAGAUUCAUCUGUGUGCUGCUCAGCUGGUGCAGCUGACGAGUCUGGAGCAUGACGUCUACAGUCGCCUGACGAGUCUUCAGGAGGGACUCAUUCCCAAGAAGAAGCCCGGAGCCGAUGAUGAUCUCCACCGCAUCAGUGAACUCAUACAGGGCAACAUGCAGCGCUGUAAGCUCGUGAUGGAUCAGAUCACGGAGGCCCGCGAGGCCAUGAUGAAGGUGCUGGACCACAGAGAGCGAGUCAUGAAGCUCCUCAACAAGAACGGCAGCACCAAGAAGCUCAACAAGCUUAAGCGGAAGGACCGAGCCUGAGGGACCCGCCCCUGGUCCCACACUCCAUCAGAACAGUCACCCAGAGUGCAGGCUCCGGUCCUCAGGUCAUCAAUUGCUCCACAACCUGUCUUCACCUGGGACAUGCGGUGAGGCGUAAGGAUGUCGAGGAAAGCCAUUCAAGCGGAAAUGAAGCUGGAGGAGUUUGAAUGGCUCGCCCCUUUUUGUCUCACAUGCAGAGAAAUGAUUUGGUACACAUGCAGAGAAAUGACCAUGCACCCGAACCGAUGGCUGGGCCUUUCAGCACCGAGGCAUUGAGGAUGCUAAACAUAAAAGCCUUAUACCUCCACUACAGAAGACAAACAUUUGGGAAAUGUUCAAAGUGCACAGUUGUAAUUCCAGUAUAUUACAAUAGGCUCUUUUGCUUGUGUUCAUGCAGCAAGGUGGAAACACACUUUACUACUUUCCAUGUCCAAAAUGCAGCCUGUGAUCUUCGACAUGCAGGGACUUUGUUCAUGGUGUUUGUGUCCCCUUGUUGGAUCCCAUUUAGCCAUCCACUAAUAAUGGUUUUAUUUUCUGAGAAACUCAAAGUUGUUUAUCUUCACUAAAUUGCAUAAUGCUUGUUUACUGAAAUUGAACUGUAGCAUAAGACUGGGGGGGGGGCAAAAGCUCAGAUGCUUUAAACAAAGAGGAAAAGGAGUCUUCAUUUAAGCCCUUGCACAUUUCUUGGACACUUGCACACAACUUGGGUUCAUUGCUUACAGAGCUGUAUGUUUGUUUACAGUAGCCUCAAACUGACUUAUCUAGCUUCGUUCAUUUUGAUAACUGGGUUUCAUAGCAUGCUGCACUCGUGGUCUCACGUGGUAAGCAAGAAACCAAAAUGGUUAUUGCAUCAGUUUGUGUUCACUUCCUUUACCUUGGGAAGUGUCCUCUCUGUCACUGAAGAUACACUUCUCUCUAGCUAUAUUAUAUAUAUAUCGUACUCCUCCUUCUGUAGUAUGCAACACUGUUAUAAAAAGACAAUUAAUAGGUAUUAUGAGAAUCAAAGGGCAGAGUUUAAGCUUCAGGAAGAAACCACAGUAUAUAUUUAAUUUUCCCCAGAUGAUGCUAUAGUACUGUUCAUUGCGUAUGCUAAGUGAAUCGCUUAAUCAUUAUGUAGGAUGCGAGGUGUAUGUGUAUAGUGCAGGCCCCCAGUUUUUGUGACUUAUAAAUCAUGGAACAGAGAAACUACGAUGAUCUUGUCCAUGUUCUGCUUGGAUGUCUUGAGUGGCAAGUGGGAUGCUGGGUGAUGAUUUUGUUUUUUCUUUCUCUUUUCCUCCUCUUUGCUUUUGUGUUGCUAGUGGGCCUGCAAAUGAUCGGGCUUGUCUGAUGUGCGUAUUCAGAGCACGCUGUGUUGACUAGUCACAGCUUCUUGGCUUUGUUUGCUUAGAAAAAAAAGGCUGCGAGUGGAUAUUCUAGUAUUUGUGCAUGCAUGCAAGCCAAAAGCUUUGGCAGAGAAAAUGUACAUGAUGCCACUGAUUUAUUGUUUUUGUUUUUGUUUGUUGUUUUUUGCUAUUCUAAAUUAACAAUGUAGUUUUCUUUGCAUUUUUUUUUCUGGAUCCAUUAAAGUGUUUUGGUUAAACCCAGGUGAACUGGUGCAGCCACUGUCAUAGUGUGCUGUUGGGACUGUAAAGAUAUCAAGAUAUGAUUUGUGGUUUCCCCACAGCUGUAAGAAAAUAAAACAGUAAAGACAAUUUGUUCAUAA
Messenger RNA from Electrophorus electricus (electric eel), 4963 nucleotides. RefSeq names its product Sin3A-associated protein b (gene sap130b). Gene Ontology annotation, biological process: negative regulation of transcription by RNA polymerase II. The record is from RefSeq and is a predicted model, not a curated record. Gene Ontology annotation, cellular component: Sin3-type complex. NCBI's taxonomy places the organism in Eukaryota, Metazoa, Chordata, Actinopteri, Gymnotiformes, Gymnotidae.